Messenger RNA from Athene cunicularia (burrowing owl), 1530 nucleotides. RefSeq names its product ATPase H+ transporting V1 subunit B2 (gene ATP6V1B2). The transcript has 15 exons. The record is from RefSeq and is a predicted model, not a curated record. NCBI's taxonomy places the organism in Eukaryota, Metazoa, Chordata, Aves, Strigiformes, Strigidae. Gene Ontology annotation, biological process: proton transmembrane transport; ATP metabolic process. Bases 1 to 1530 code for a protein of 509 amino acids. Gene Ontology annotation, molecular function: proton-transporting ATPase activity, rotational mechanism; ATP binding. Gene Ontology annotation, cellular component: proton-transporting V-type ATPase, V1 domain.
AUGCCCGUGGAGGAACUGGCUGAUCUCACUGGAAACAGGAAUUCUGAGGCAGUAGCGAGCUGCCUUCCAGGGGAACUGAUGCAGAUUGAUGUCAGGGAACUGUUUUCUUGCCGACAAAGCGAGGAGUCUUAUAAAACUGUAUCGGGUGUGAAUGGUCCCCUGGUUAUCUUGGAUCAAGUUAAGUUUCCUAGGUACGCAGAGAUUGUCCACUUGACUCUUCCUGAUGGCACAAGAAGAAGUGGGCAGGUUCUGGAAGUCAGUGGCUCCAAAGCUGUGGUUCAGGUAUUUGAAGGAACCUCAGGUAUUGAUGCGAAGAAAACGUCUUGUGAGUUUACGGGGGAUAUUCUCCGAACCCCUGUCUCUGAGGAUAUGCUUGGCAGAGUAUUUAAUGGAUCAGGAAAACCUAUAGACAGAGGCCCCAUUGUUUUGGCUGAAGAUUUUCUUGACAUAAUGGGUCAGCCAAUCAAUCCCCAGUGCCGUAUCUACCCAGAAGAAAUGAUCCAGACUGGCAUUUCUGCUAUAGAUGGUAUGAACAGUAUUGCCAGGGGCCAGAAAAUCCCCAUAUUCUCAGCUGCUGGCUUGCCCCACAAUGAGAUUGCAGCUCAGAUAUGUCGCCAAGCUGGCUUGGUGAAGAAAUCCAAAGAUGUGAUGGACUACAGUGAAGAGAACUUUGCCAUUGUGUUUGCUGCUAUGGGUGUGAACAUGGAAACUGCUCGGUUCUUCAAAUCAGACUUUGAGGAAAAUGGGUCCAUGGACAAUGUGUGUCUGUUCCUGAAUUUGGCCAAUGAUCCAACCAUUGAGCGCAUUAUCACACCUCGUCUGGCUCUCACAACAGCAGAGUUCUUGGCGUAUCAGUGUGAGAAGCACGUGUUGGUCAUUCUGACAGAUAUGAGCUCCUACGCGGAAGCUCUGCGAGAGGUUUCAGCAGCUAGAGAGGAAGUGCCCGGCCGCCGUGGCUUCCCGGGUUACAUGUACACUGACUUGGCCACUAUAUAUGAGCGUGCUGGGCGUGUGGAAGGCAGAAAUGGCUCCAUUACUCAGAUUCCUAUUCUUACCAUGCCCAACGAUGAUAUUACUCAUCCUAUCCCUGACUUGACUGGGUAUAUCACUGAGGGACAGAUCUAUGUGGAUAGGCAGCUGCAUAACAGACAGGUUUACCCACCUAUUAACGUCUUGCCUUCCUUGUCUCGACUGAUGAAGUCAGCUAUUGGAGAGGGCAUGACCAGGAAGGAUCAUGCAGAUGUAUCCAACCAACUGUACGCCUGCUAUGCUAUCGGAAAGGAUGUGCAGGCGAUGAAAGCUGUAGUUGGUGAGGAAGCUCUUACCUCUGAUGAUCUUCUUUAUCUGGAGUUUCUGCAGAAGUUUGAGAAGAACUUCAUUGCUCAGGGUCCCUAUGAAAAUCGCACUGUUUACGAGACCUUGGACAUUGGAUGGCAGCUUUUGCGAAUCUUCCCCAAGGAGAUGUUGAAGAGAAUUCCUCAGACAACGCUGGCUGAAUUCUAUCCUCGAGAUUCGACUGCAAAACACUAG